AUGAGCUGGUGGUGGGAAAGAUCUACUGGAGCUGCUGCCAAGAAUAUAUCUAAUGAAAUAGAUGAAUCAUCACAAAACUCGCAAAAUGUGGCAUUGAUUAUAGGCGUGACGGGCAUAGUAGGCAAUAGUCUAGCCGAAAUUCUCUCUCUCCAAAACACACCAGGUGGUCCAUGGAAGGUUUACGGCGUAGCGCGGCGUGAUCGACCGGCAUGGAACACCAACCACCCUGUCCACUAUGUUCAAUGCGACAUCUCGAACCCAAACGACGUCGCGUUGAAGCUCUCACCGCUAACUGACGUCACUCACAUAUUUUAUGUCUCAUGGACCAGCAAGUCCACUGAGGCCCAAAAUAUUGAAGUCAACGGGUCCAUGUUCCGCAACGUCCUCAACGCUCUAAUUCCAAAGGCUCCCAAUCUCCGCCACGUGUCUCUCCAAACAGGAGUCAAACACUAUGUAGGGCCCUUUGAGCUUUUCGGAAAGAUCAAGGCCAACGAGCCACCUUUCACUGAAGACUUGCCACGUGUCAAUGCACCAAACUUUUACUACACCCUAGAGGACAUAUUGUUUGAAACUAGUGUAUAA
Molecule: messenger RNA, 582 nt
Organism: Arachis ipaensis
Lineage: Eukaryota; Viridiplantae; Streptophyta; Magnoliopsida; Fabales; Fabaceae
Product: (S)-8-oxocitronellyl enol synthase CYC2-like
Source: RefSeq, a predicted model, not a curated record